Molecule: messenger RNA, 1328 nt
Organism: Solanum dulcamara
Lineage: Eukaryota; Viridiplantae; Streptophyta; Magnoliopsida; Solanales; Solanaceae
Product: alkaline ceramidase-like
Exons: 4
Coding region: 212-1066 (284 amino acids)
Biological process (GO): defense response to other organism; ceramide metabolic process; autophagy
Cellular component (GO): membrane
Molecular function (GO): hydrolase activity, acting on carbon-nitrogen (but not peptide) bonds, in linear amides
Source: RefSeq, a predicted model, not a curated record
AUCCUUAUUAUUCAAACCCUAGCAAAGAAGAAAAAGCAAAAGAGAGAGAGAGAGAGAGAGAAAGCGAGAGAGAUCUUGUGUGUGUUUAUAUAUAUGUAUAUGCACACACACAUAUAUAUUGGAAGAAGCAAAUCUGUAGAUAUUAUUGGGAGUGGAAUUUGGAUCUGACGUUGAAAGAGAAGAAUUGAAAGAAUAGGCCCUUAUUUUUUUUAUGACAAGGGAGAUCCGCAGCCGCUAUCCUUUGGGUGAGCACAAGGUAAAACCUCCGCUACUAUGCAAUAGCUCGCAAACCACACCGGAGAGAAUGGCAGAUGGCAUAUUCUUUUGGGGCCCAGUAACAUCUAAAGAGUGGUGUGAGCCAAAUUAUGUGCAGUCAUCCUAUAUUGCAGAAUUCUUCAACACCAUUUCAAAUAUCCCAUGCAUUCUGUUGGCUCUUAUUGGUCUUGUGAAUGCCCUCAGACAACGGUUUGAGAAAAGGUUCAGUGUCCUCCAUAUAUCAAACAUCAUACUUGCCUUAGGGAGCAUGACAUAUCAUGCCACUUUGCGGCAGAUGCAACAGCAAGGUGAUGAGACACCAAUGGUCUGGGAGAUGCUUCUGUAUAUCUAUAUCCUAUAUUCACCAGAUUGGCAUUAUCGGAGUACGAUGCCCACCUUUCUGUUCCUUUAUGGGGCACUCUUUGCCAUUGUGCAUUCACAGCUUCGCUUUGGCAUUGGUUUCAAAGUACACUAUGCACUAUUGUGCCUUCUGUGCGCUCCUCGUGCAUAUAAGUAUUACAUUCAUACAGAAGACACAUUGGCAAAGCGCCUUGCAAAGUUAUAUGUGGCGACUUUAUUGAUCGGAGCUGCUUGCUGGCUAUGUGAUAGAUUAUUCUGCAAGCAAAUUCAGGGCUGGUAUGUUAAUCCACAGGGCCAUGCAGUGUGGCACGUCUUAAUGGGCUUCAACUCGUACUUCGCAAAUACAUUCUUGAUGUAUUGUCGUGCUCAGCAACGUGAAUGGAAUCCCAAAAUCAAGCACUUGUUUGGAUUUUUCCCAUAUGUGAAGAUCCAGAAACCAAAAACCCAGUAGCAGAAGUUACUUCUCUUUUGAGCUGAGCCUGCAAUACCAAACAUGUGCAGGAAGUAGCUCUGGUGAGCACAAAGCAAGCACUUGAAUUUUUUUCUCUUUUCCCAUUUUGCAGAAUGUAAUGUAAAUGUAAGUCUGGAGUAGUUUUGAUUCGACCGAAUAGUGGUUAAUUUUUGACUGUACAAUUAGUGGUUUUCCAGUGUACCAUAUUUUACACUCCCACAGAAGAUGACAUGGAUUAACUAGUUGAUUCUUUUUCUGAUAA